AUGGCGGACAAGACACCGGAGCUCCUGGAUCUCACGAUCGACAACAUCACACCGAACACGAUCCGCAUCAACUCCCAGAGCAGCGAUGCGCGCCUCAAGUACCUCAUGGAGCGUCUGGUCACGCACCUGCACGACUUUGCGCGGGAGACGCGGCUGAGUACGGACGAGUGGAUGAAGGCGCUCAACUUCCUCGUGGGAUGCGGGCAGAUCAGCAGCGACGUCCGACAUGAAUUCAUCCUCCUCUCAGAUAUCCUCGGCCUCUCGUUGCUGGUCGACAGCAUCAACCACCCGAAACCGAGCGACUCGACCGAAGGCUCCGUGCUGGGCCCCUUCCACACCCACGAUGCCCCUACACUGGAGAACGGCGCCAACAUGUCGGGAGACCCCGAGGGCGAGCCGUUGUUGGUGGUCUGCACCGUCAAGGACCGCAAGGGGAACCCCGUGUCCGGCGUGCGGAUCGACAUCUGGGAGACGGACAGCAGCGGGCACUACGACGUGCAGCACGAGGGGCGGACGGAGGCGAGCGAGCGGUGCGUCAUGGUGUCGGACGACGAGGGGCGGUUCUGGUUCCAGGGCAUCAAGCCCGUCAGCUAUCCCAUCCCGCACGACGGGCCGGUGGGGAAGCUGCUGGAUCUGCUGGGACGGCACUGCUGGCGGCCGGCGCAUGUGCAUUUCAUGUUCCAGAAGGAGGGCUGGGAUAACUUGAUCACUGCUCUCUACCUUCGAGGAGAUCCGUACGAGAAGUCGGACGCCGUGUUUGGCGUCAAGAAGAGCCUCGUGGUGGACCUCGACAAGGUAGACAAGGCGACGGCGGAGGAGUACAAGGUCAAGGAGGGGAGCUGGCUGUUGAAGCAGGACUUUGUGCUGGUGACGGAGAAGGAGACGGAGGAGCUGCGGGAUCGGAACGCGGUCGAGGCGUUGAAGAAGCUGGGGCUGACGCAUCUGAAGCUCGUGGAUCACCUUCCCGUGCCGGAGCUGGACUGA
This is a messenger RNA of Colletotrichum karsti, 984 nucleotides long. RefSeq names its product dioxygenase. NCBI's taxonomy places the organism in Eukaryota, Fungi, Ascomycota, Sordariomycetes, Glomerellales, Glomerellaceae. The record is from RefSeq and is a predicted model, not a curated record. Gene Ontology annotation, molecular function: catechol 1,2-dioxygenase activity; ferric iron binding. Gene Ontology annotation, biological process: catechol-containing compound metabolic process. Bases 1 to 984 code for a protein of 327 amino acids. The transcript has 3 exons.